AGGGGAGUUUGUGGUGCGUCUGAGGGGAGAGAGCAAUAGCGCCACCACCAAAUCAUCACCUAGCCUCUUCCAGAGACAGGCCUCCACUCAGAUAAAGACUUCCAGCAUCUCUGUUACGGCCCAGGCUGACAGUACUCUAGAACCCGGUUCUACCAUCUCUGUCCCCUUCACCGUGGCAAUGGCCAACGGAACAGGAGGAGCUUUUACCGUCCGAGCCACGAACGACCGCGGCUUCACUUCCUCCUUCCCCGCCAGUGUCUCCAUUGUGACCGGAGAGGGAGUGGCCAACGGUACGGUGACUCUCACGGCGCCCGCCAGCACCCCAUCGGGAACGGACGUCACCUUGACCAUCGAGGCAGAGUCCGCUGGAGCAGCAGACUUGAACUACGUCAUCCUGCGUCUCUCUGUUGUCAGCAAGAUGACAGAUUUCACUCCUCCCCAGUGUGGGGUGGUCAGCGUCUCGUCCAACUGCCCGGCUGACUGCGGUGCCUCUUACUGGCAGCUCUCUGCCAACCUGACCGAUGGUGCCAACGGGACUGGCAUCGACCGAGUCACCCUGCGCCAGGGCAACGGGACCCUGAACACUUCUACAGAGGUGGGCAUCGGGGGCGAGAACGUGACCCGGAUUGAGUACAGCGCCACCUGCUGUUCAAAGAGGGUAGAGCUAGUGGUAGUUGACAGGGCAGGCAACGUGGGUGUGUGUCUGGGCUCAGUAAAGGACUCUGUGGGGGUGGUUGUGAACUCUACAGCACAGGCCUCUGUCACCAACACUACAGCUGUACCUGUAGUUAGUACUGCAUCUACUGGAGGGCCACCUUUGACUCUGUCCCUGUAUCUAAGGAUCUGUGUGAUGCUUUCUCUCCUCCUGUGGAAUAGAGUAGAGCUGUAGAGUUGUAUAAUAGUUCAUGUAGGUAGAUGUCAUGUGGAGCAGUAGAAUCAUUGCAAAGAGAGUCAAGUCAUCAGACAUUACCGGUAUGUAUAUGUUAUGUUGUACAAAAAGACAGGGUGGAAAUGUGUAAUGAACUCUGUCAUAAUACACUGUGGGAACUCUGUCAUAAUACACUGUGGGAACUCUGUCAUAAUACACUGUGGGAAUUCUUGUCAUAAUACACUGUGGGAACUUGUCAAAAUACAAUGUGGGAACUCUGUCAUAAUACACUGUGGGAACUCUGUCAUAAUACACUGUGGGAACUCUGUCAUAAUACACUGUGGGAACUCUGUCAUAAUACACUGUGGGAACUUGUCAAAAUACACUGUGGGAACUCUGUCAUAAUACACUGUGGGAACUCUGUCAUAAUACACUGUGGGAACUCUGUCAUAAUACACUGUGGGAACUCUGUCAUAAUACACUGUGGGAACUCUGUCAUAAUACACUGUGGGAACUCUGUCAU
Oncorhynchus gorbuscha (pink salmon) is the source of this 1391-nucleotide messenger RNA. RefSeq lists its product as uncharacterized. Bases 179 to 889 code for a protein of 236 amino acids. The record is from RefSeq and is a predicted model, not a curated record. The transcript has 3 exons. NCBI's taxonomy places the organism in Eukaryota, Metazoa, Chordata, Actinopteri, Salmoniformes, Salmonidae.